Messenger RNA from Astrephomene gubernaculifera, 497 nucleotides. NCBI's taxonomy places the organism in Eukaryota, Viridiplantae, Chlorophyta, Chlorophyceae, Chlamydomonadales, Astrephomenaceae. The record is from the annotation of a GenBank genome assembly.
UUGGCGGCCCCGGCGGACUGGCGCAACUGGAUCAGCUGGCGGGGUUGUCACUCAACGGCAGUGGCAUGGGGGGCGGUGGUGGCGGUGGUGGCGGCGCAGCUCCCUCCCUGGCGCGUGAGAGCCUGCGGUCGGUUCGGUCGGUUAGCAGCAGCAGCAGCAGCGAGCGGGGGACGUCGGAGCGAGUGGAGACGGCCAGUGUCAAGCACUUCAAGGGCAUCCCCCCCCGCCUGGUGGAGAUGUACCGCCGGCGAGCGCAGUCCGCCCACUGGGCCCUCGCCGCCGACACAGCCGCCCUCUCGCGCAUCACAAGCAGGCGGGGCAGCAUUGAAAACCUGGCGGCCAGCCGACCCAUGGGUCUCGCUCGGCAAUCCGCGCCGCCCGUUACCUCCAUGGCGGCGGCUACGGCUGCUGCUGCUGCUGCCGCUGCGGGGGGUUCCGAAGCUCGUACGCCGCUGCUGAACAAGGCCCACUACGUGGGAAGCAGCAGCAGCAAGGGG